Messenger RNA from Cataglyphis hispanica, 655 nucleotides. RefSeq names its product putative ATP synthase subunit f, mitochondrial (gene ATPsynF). Gene Ontology annotation, molecular function: proton-transporting ATP synthase activity, rotational mechanism. Lineage: Eukaryota; Metazoa; Arthropoda; Insecta; Hymenoptera; Formicidae. The record is from RefSeq and is a predicted model, not a curated record. The coding region runs from base 106 to 447 and encodes 113 amino acids. The transcript is spliced from 4 exons. Gene Ontology annotation, biological process: proton motive force-driven mitochondrial ATP synthesis.
UUUUUAUGUUCUAUGGCUUAGCCGAGCAGUCAUUCUACUUGUUUGUUCUGUUUCGGACGUGCCGUCCGACAAUUAUCGAUUUGGCUUUUACAGCCGAAUUUCAUCAUGGGAACGAAAUUUGAGCUGAAGAUGGGUGGCUAUCCCGCUGAGUACGAUGCUGCGAAACAUGGACCGUACAAUCCUGCGCGCUAUUAUGGAAAACCCGACACCAAAUUCUUGGAUCUGAAAAUCAGCGAGAUCCCCGCUUGGAUCGCGCGACGUCAGAAGACUCCUCAGGCGAUUAUGGGAAUUUGUUCAAGAGCAUUCUGGCGUUGGCAGCAUAAUUAUAUACAACCCAGACGAAAUGGUAUAGCUCCAUUCUUCCAAGUGGCAGUUGCUGGUAUAAUUGCGUUCUACAUAAUGAAUUACAAGAAAAUACGUCAUCAUAAACAUUACAAAUAUCACUAAUUGUAUUAUUAGAUAUCUCUAUUAUAGAUAUCUCGAUUUGAUCAGAAUACAAGGAACUUGUGUAUCAAUUGUUCAGAAAAGAGAUAUUCAAUUUAUUAGAGUAUGUUCAAAUAAACAUUCUUAGUAGGCACAAAAAAAUAUAAAAUUUGUCAUACUGACUUAAUUCCUAUCAAUGUAUAAAACAAUGAUUAAAAUUAUUUAAGAUUAA